GAAAAGUAAAUCAGAGUACCAGUCUACUUAUUGACCUCAAAAUGUACUCUGAUCAGAGCGUCCGAAUGAUUCAGACAUGUAUGUUAUCACUACUUCCGGAUGCUGAUGAUGUGAAUUUCAUAGUGUUUUAUUGAGGAAAUAAAGCCGACAUUGAAUGAUUACCACCAUCAAACGGAUUUAUUUUCAUCUUACCGUAAAUCUCUUUCAAAGUGAAUGUAAAUGACCAUCAGCGAAAAGGAUGUGGAGCUGUUUAGGAGCUGAUCAACUUAAGCUUCUGGUUAGCUUGGCAGUUCUCCUUGUAGCCACUGGUCAGGAACCGUCCAGACCAAACAUUGUGCUAAUAGUAGCUGAUGACUUGGGUUGGAAUGAUGUUGGAUUCCAUGGCUCCGAGAUUAAGACGCCGAACAUUGACAGACUGGCGUAUGAUGGGGUAAUAUUAAACAACUAUUAUGUGUCACCUAUCUGCACGCCAACCAGGGGCAGUCUUAUGACAGGAAGGCAUCCCAUACAUUUGGGUCUGCAACACUAUGUGAUUUCUGCACCGGAACCUUGGGGUCUUCCUCUAAAUUAUACCCUCAUGCCACAACACUUCAAACGCUUGGGAUAUGCUACUCACAUUGUCGGGAAGUGGCACUUGGGUUUCUUCAAGAACGAGUACCUGCCGACAAGUCGAGGGUUUGAUUCACACUUUGGCUACUGGACCGGUAAAGAGGACUACUUUGAUCACAUGGACAUCGAUGGAUUCAAGGGGUUGGACUUCAGGAACAACAUGGCGGUGGUCAACGAUACAUUCUACUCUACAGAACAGUACACGAAACAGGCAGUUAAUAUUAUAGAGACACAUGACAUGUCGAAGCCGCUAUUUCUGUAUCUGGCGCACCAAGCAGUUCACGCUGGAAAUUCUAAUGACCCUGUACAGGCCCCCUCUGAGUAUGUUGACAGAUUCCCAUAUAUUGAAAACAAGAAACGGAGGACAUUUGCAGGUAUGGCAGCUGCCCUUGAUGACUCAAUAGGGGAGGUGGUGCGAAUCUUGAACCACCGUGGAUUAAUGAACAACACCAUCAUUGUGUUUUCGACUGACAAUGGGGGGCCUGCGAACAAUUAUGAUCUCAAUGCUGCCUGUAACUUCCCUCUCAGAGGUACAAAGAACACAAUGUGGGAGGGAGGCCUGCAUGGCGUGGGGUUUAUACACAGUGCUCUCCUAAAACAUCGCCACGUCAAGACCGACAACAUGGUCCAUGUUAGUGACUGGCUUCCCACACUCUACAGUGCUGCAGGGGGCAGCAUAGCUGAUCUUGGCGAUAUUGAUGGACUAGAUUUGUGGGAUAUGAUGAAAAAAGGAGGUGAAAAUGUACGUCACGAGAUUUUGCAUAAUAUUGAUCCAGUCAGCAAGUUUUCAGCAAUACGUGUCGAUGGCUAUAAGCUGAUACAAGGAGAUAUUUCAGGGCACAGAAAUGAUGGUUGGUACUCGUGUACACCACCAACUGACUAUGGGAACAUUACCCAGCAAGUUCAGGAAAAAUACCAUCAUGCAAAUAACCAUUCUAAAGAGAGAUUUACAAGAAAUCCUUAUACUCCUUAUGUUAUAGACUGUGGUCCCCGCCCCAAUACAACAAGUGACUGUGACCCUUAUAGGAAGCCAUGCUUGUUUUACAUUCCCACAGACCCUUGUGAGUACAACGAUGUGGCAGAGUUUAAUCCUGCGAUAGUUCAGAGCAUGUUACGCAGGAUCGAUCAGUAUUCCGCUACUGCUGUUGCACCAGUCAAUAAACCAGAGGAUAAAAAUGCCAACCCUUUAUUCUAUGGGGGAGUGUGGUCUCCUUGGCUGGAUUAGGUGUUAUGUUCAGAUAGAUCUAAUUGUAACCUUAAUACUCUUGCUGUACUUCAUUCAUGCUUACAUGGUCAUAUAUUUAAUUACUGCUCUACCAUUUUAAAGUCCAAAUAGGAGCAACAAAACUUUCUUUUGAAAAACAUAAGUUAAGAUCAAAAUUAAGACAUGAAAUAAAUUUUAUGAAUAAAGUGAUAAAAAAAUACACAAUUAAUAAAAAAAAUUGGCCGGCAGCAGGAUUCAAACACGGAUACUAGAAAUCUGUAGUUGGGGACCAUAUCCAUUACACCUCUGUAGACAGAUACAACCAGAGGGUUUAAUGUAAUAUAUUAACCAAAUUGUGGCGUUAUUUGUCAACUUCGAAAAGAAAAAUUGUCAACAUUUCAAUGAGUAUUGUUUUUGUUCAGGGGUUGUCUGAAUAUACUACAAUAGAACCCAGCUAUCAUUUUGCUAUAAGGUAGUAGGGCAUCUAGAACCUUUAAACCUGAUAUUAAUUUCUAUAUUCAUUUAUUAGCUAAAAAACAAGUGCUUAUUUAUUUGCUUAAUCUGAUGAUUGAUUCUCAUUGAGAAUGUCUUUCCUCCAUGACUAUUCCGCCAACAGUAUUAUGAACAUGUUUCCAGCAGUAUUUUGAACAUGUUUUAAACUAGUGUUUUAAAUAAUGAAAUAGUUGCAUUAUAUUUUUAUUUAACUGACAUGUUUCAUGACUCCAUUUUCCUGUAUUAUAUAUAUAAGACUGUAGUAUUAUGCAUUAUAUACAUAGGCAUAUGUUGAAGCAGGUACUUCGUGUACCAACCAUUUCACAUCAAUUCAUAAAUAAUCACACUGCAUGGAGUAUGUUACAUGACAUAUCCAAAAUUAUUAUGGAAUAUAUUUUCUACCGUUUAUUUUUUAUAGUCUAUUAGUGUAUAUUGUCUUCCUAUUUUAGCAAUAAACUGAGAAACACUG
Mya arenaria is the source of this 2774-nucleotide messenger RNA. RefSeq names its product arylsulfatase B-like. The record is from RefSeq and is a predicted model, not a curated record. The coding region runs from base 239 to 1834 and encodes 531 amino acids. The transcript is spliced from 9 exons. NCBI's taxonomy places the organism in Eukaryota, Metazoa, Mollusca, Bivalvia, Myida, Myidae.